UUAACAAGCACAAGCCAUGGCUGGAGCCUACCUAUCAUGGCAUAGUCACGGAGAACGACAACGCCGUGCUGCUCGACCCGCCCCUGAUUGCACUGGACAAAGACGCGCCCCUGCGGUUUGCAGGUGAGAUUUGUGGAUUUAAAAUUCACGGGCAGAAUGUCCCCUUUGAUGCAGUAGUAGUGGAUAAAUCCACUGGCGAGGGAGUUAUCCGCUCGAAGGAGAAACUGGACUGUGAGCUGCAGAAAGACUACUCAUUUACCAUCCAGGCCUAUGACUGCGGGAAGGGACCCGAUGGCACCAACGUGAAAAAGUCUCAUAAAGCCACUGUCCACAUUCAGGUGAACGAUGUGAACGAGUACGCGCCUGUGUUCAAGGAGAAGUCCUACAAGGCAACAGUGGUCGAGGGGAGGCAGGACGACAGCAUCCUGAGAGUGGAGGCCGUGGACGCAGACUGCUCUCCUCAGUUCAGCCAGAUUUGCAGCUACGAAAUCGUCACCCCCGACAUGCCGUUUACGGUGGACAAGGACGGUUAUAUAAAAAACACAGAGAAAUUAAACUAUGGGAAAGAACAUCAGUAUAAACUGACCGUCACCGCCUACGACUGUGGGAAGAGAAGAGCCGCGGAGGACGUGCUGGUGAAGAUCAGCAUUAAGCCCACCUGCACCCCCGGCUGGCAAGGGUGGAACAACAGGAUUGAGUAUGAGCCUGGCACGGGUGCAUUGUCUGUCUUCCCAAAUAUCCAUCUUGAGACUUGUGAUGAGCCCAUCGCCUCCGUGCAGGCCAUGGUGGAGCUGGAGACCAGUCAUAUUGGGAAAGGCUGCGACCGAGACACCUACUCCGAGAAGUCCCUUCACCGGCUCUGUGGUGCGGCUGCUGGCACCGCCGAGCUGCUCCCUGCUCCCAGCAGCACCCUGAACUGGACUGUCGGCCUCCCCACCGACAACGGUCAUGACAGCGACCAGGUCUUCGAGUUCAAUGGCACUCAGGCAGUGAGGAUCCCAGACGGCAUUGUCUCGGUCAGCUCGAAAGAGCCGUUCACGAUUUCCGUGUGGAUGAGGCACGGGCCUUUCGGCAGGAAGAAAGAGACAAUUCUUUGCAGUUCAGACAAAACGGAGAUGAACCGGCACCAUUAUUCCCUCUACGUCCAUGGGUGCCGGCUCAUUUUCCUCCUCCGUCAGGACCCUUCUGAGGAGAAGAAGUACAAGCCUGCAGAAUUCCACUGGAAGCUGAAUCAGGUCUGUGACGAAGAAUGGCACCACUACGUCCUCAACGUGGAGUUCCCGAGUGUGACACUCUACGUGGACGGCGCUGCCCAGGAGCCCUUCUCCGUGACCGAGGACUACCCUCUCCACCCGGCCCAGAUAGAGACCCAGCUUGUGGUUGGGGCUUGCUGGCAAGAGUUUUCAGGAGUUGAAAAUGACAAUGAAACUGAGCCUGUGACUAUGGCCUCUGCAGGUGGUGACCUGCGCAUGACCCAGUUUUUUCGAGGUAAUCUGGCUGGCCUAACGCUCCGUUCUGGAAAACUCGCAGAUAAGAAGGUGAUUGACUGUCUAUAUACCUGCAAAGAGGGGCUAGACCUGCAAGUGCCCGAAGACAGUGGCAGAGGCGUGCAGAUCCAGGCAAGCCCCAGUCAGUCGGUGCUGACCUUGGAGGGGGACGAUCUCGGGGAGCUGGAUAAGGCCAUGCAACACGUCUCCUACCUGAACUCCCGGCAGUUCCCCACGCCUGGGAUCCGAAGACUCAAAAUCACCAGCUCGGUCAAGUGCUUUAAUGAGGCCACCUGCAUCUCGGUCCCCCCAGUAGAUGGCUACGUGAUGGUUUUACAGCCCGAGGAGCCCAAGAUCAGCCUGAGCGGCAUCCACCAUUUUGCUCGAGCGGCUUCUGAAUUUGAAAGCUCAGAAGGGGUUUCCCUCUUCCCUGAGCUUCGAAUCAUCAGCACCAUCACGAGAGAAGUGGAGCCCGAAGGGGAUGGGGCCGAGGACCCCACAGUUCAAGAGUCACUGGUGUCCGAGGAGAUUGUGCAUGACCUGGACACCUGUGAGGUCACUGUGGAGGGGGAGGAGCUGAACCCCGAGCAGGAGAGCCUGGAGGUGGACAUGGCCCGCCUGCAGCAGAAGGGCAUCGAAGUGAGCAGCUCCGAGCUGGGUGUGACCUUCACAGGCGUGGACACCAUGGUCAGCUAUGAGGAGGUGCUGCAUCUCCUGCGCUACCGGAACUGGCAUACCAGAUCCUUGCUUGACCGGAAGUUCAAGCUCAUCUGCUCAGAGCUGAAUGGCCGCUACACCAGCAACGAAUUUAAGGUGGAGGUGAAUGUCAUCCACACGGCCAACCCCGUGGAACACGCCAACCACAUGGCUGCCCAGCCGCAGUUUGUUCACCCAGAACAUCGCUCCUUUGUUGACCUGUCGGGUCACAACCUGGCCAAUCCCCACCCGUUCGCAGUUGUCCCCAGCACUGCAACCGUUGUCAUUGUGGUGUGUGUCAGCUUCCUGGUUUUCAUGAUCAUCUUGGGAGUGUUUCGGAUCCGGGCUGCCCAUCAGCGAACCAUGCGGGACCAGGACACCGGGAAGGAAAAUGAGAUGGACUGGGAUGACUCUGCCUUGACCAUCACCGUCAACCCCAUGGAGACAUAUGAGGACCAGCACAGCAGUGAGGAGGAGGAGGAGGAGGAAGAGGAGGAAGACAGCGAGGACGGAGAGGAGGAUGACGACAUCACCAGCGCGGAGUCGGAGAGCAGCGAGGAGGAGGAGGGGGAGCAGGGUGGCCGCCAGGACGUGGCCCGGCAGCAGCAGCUGGAAUGGGACGACUCCACCCUCAGCUACUGACCUCCCCCACCCCCGUUUCUGCUUCGGAAGGCUCUGCUGUCCUCCGUUCCCCGCCCCAAGGGUCCACGAUGUACAAAGUCAUUUGGCCAGUAGGUCUGCAGACCCCUCCCCAUCGCCGAUGUCGCCGUGCUUGGUGUGUAGGACCAUAGGCCCCCUCUGCCUUCCGCCUGGGUCGCGCUUUUCAGUCCGCAGGGAGCCCGUUCUCCUCUCCGGCCGCCUCGGGCUCUGACCCACAGCGCCAGGGCCCCCUGCACGUGUGUCUGGAGUCCCCUCCCGUGAGAGGACACCGGCCCCUCACACUCCAGAAAAGCCGCGACACUGGACAUGCUGACCAAGGGUCAAAAUUGCUCUCUCCCACCCGGUAAUCAUUUUUUCUUUUUUUAAAAAAAGUUUUUAUUUUUUCCAAACUAGUGCAUGUAUAAAUAAUGGCAGGAUGGGGGUUAAUAUGUAGAUGAUUAACCUACUUUUUAAUAUUUUGUAAAUAAACUGGGAUUCUCUGUGUCCUUCGUGCUAGUGUCAUCCAGGACCAGAAGGUACAGAGGCUCGAACGCUGAGCGCGGGGGGACCCUCGGGCUCUUCCUCCCCUCCCGGCCCCCACUCCCGCCCCGGCCCAGACGCUCCCGCUCUGGCUCGGGUCUGGGUGUGAGGCCAGGAGUCGGGCCGUGGGCUUUGGGGUGCUGCUCAGGAGGCCGGGUCAGGGGCGCCUCUUCGGAGGCUGGAGGUAGCCAGGGUGUGGCUGCCGUGUUCUCCCUGUUCCUAGCUUGGCGCUGGGGUGGGGUGCCUGGCCUCUCGCACGCUCCUCCUCAGACGGUGCUCCCUGUGCCAUAGCCUGGACAUCUGCGUGCAGCCUCGGGGUUCCUGCUUGGCGGGGUGUCUCCCUGCUGGUGAACGUGUGUAUAGACUGUGUACACUGGCAGGUGUCCUGCAAACAUAUGACCACUUGGUUUGGGGACAGCAACAGGCCUGAGCGAUCCACACUUAGAAUGUCCACAGGUGACCCUGUGGCUCGAAGGCAGAGUGCUAGAAUUUUCCCAAACAGCCCGUGCUGUCCUCCCUCCUCACCAGGCCUCCUGUGGGAUGUCCCCCACUGUCUGGAGGGGGUAGAUUCCCCCGCCCCAGCAGACGCCCGCUGCUUGGCUUGGUGGAGGCAGAGAGGACGCCACCGUGGUCUCGAGCCCGCACAGCACUUUGCUUUUCGUUUACUUGUAAAGUUUAGAUUUCUAAAAUGGGGGAAAUCAUUUUGAAUACUGUUCUGUGACCCUGACUGCUAGUUUCAAGGACACUGAAGGCUGUGCUGUGUUGUGUGUGGCCAUCCUCGUCCCGUCCCUGUAGCUGCUCUGCAUAGACAACGGAUAGACGCUGUCGCAGAGGGACCUUCUCACGCCAUCGCCCGCGGUGUCCCCUUCGGAUGUGUAUAUUGAUGAUAGGUCGGAAAGUGUCUACACUACAAUAAAGUUCUGGUUCUAACUUCA
Molecule: messenger RNA, 4297 nt
Organism: Carlito syrichta (Philippine tarsier)
Lineage: Eukaryota; Metazoa; Chordata; Mammalia; Primates; Tarsiidae
Gene: CLSTN1
Product: calsyntenin 1
Exons: 17
Coding region: 504-2825 (773 amino acids)
Biological process (GO): positive regulation of synaptic transmission; positive regulation of synapse assembly
Cellular component (GO): cell surface; postsynaptic membrane
Molecular function (GO): amyloid-beta binding; calcium ion binding; kinesin binding
Source: RefSeq, a predicted model, not a curated record